Molecule: messenger RNA, 1959 nt
Organism: Rangifer tarandus platyrhynchus (Svalbard reindeer)
Lineage: Eukaryota; Metazoa; Chordata; Mammalia; Artiodactyla; Cervidae
Source: the annotation of a GenBank genome assembly
AUGAAGGGAGACAAGCCUGAGGAGCCAGGGCCGGGCCCCGAGCCUUCGGGCCCCCCGCCGCCCACGGAGGAGGAGGAGGCCCUGCUCGAGUUCCACCGCUCCUACCGGGAGCUCUUCGAGUUCUUCUGCAACAACACCACCAUCCAUGGCGCCAUCCGCUUGGUGUGCUCACAGCACAACCGCAUGAAGACAGUCUUCUGGGCCGUGCUCUGGCUCUGUACCUUCGGCAUGAUGUACUGGCAAUUCGGCCAGCUCUUCGGAGAGUACUUCAGCUAUCCCGUCAGCCUCAACAUCAACCUCAACUCGGACAAGCUCAUCUUCCCCGCUGUCUCCAUCUGCACCCUAAACCCCUACAGGUACAAGGAAAUUCAAGAGGAGCUGGAGGAGCUGGACCGCAUCACGGAGCAGACGCUCUUCGACCUGUACGAGUACAACUCCUCCAACUCCCUUGCGGCCCACGCCCGCGCCCGCGCCCGCCGCGACCUGCAGAAGCCGCUGCCGCACCCCCUGCAGCGCUUGCCCGUCCCGGCUCCGCCCCACGCGGCCCGCAGAGUCCGCCGCGCCGGCUCCAGCGUGCAGGACAACAACCCCCAGGUGAACAGGAAGGACUGGAAGAUCGGCUUCCAGCUGUGCAACCAGAACAAAUCGGACUGCUUCUAUCAGACGUACUCGUCAGGGGUGGAUGCUGUGAGGGAGUGGUACCGCUUCCACUACAUCAACAUUCUGUCCAGACGGAGACAGGACACCUCUCCCUCGCUGGAGGAGGACGUGCUGGGCAAAUUCAUCUUCACCUGCCGCUUCAACCAGGACUCCUGCAAUGAGGCGAAUUACUCUCACUUCCACCACCCAAUGUAUGGAAACUGCUACACUUUCAAUGACAAGAACAGCUCCAACCUCUGGAUGUCCUCCAUGCCCGGGGUCAACAACGGUCUGUCCCUGACACUGCGCACAGAGCAAAAUGACUUCAUUCCACUGCUGUCCACGGUGACUGGGGCCCGGGUGAUGGUGCAUGAACGGGAUGAGCCUCCCUUUAUGGAUGAUGCUGGCUUUAAUCUGCGACCCGGCGUGGAGACCUCCAUCAGCAUGAGUAAGGAAGCUGUGGACAGACUCGGGGGCGACUAUGGCGACUGCACCAAGAAUGGCAGCGAGGUCCCAGUGGAGAACCUUUACAAUACCAAGUACACGCAGCAGGUGUGCAUUCAUUCAUGCUUCCAGGCGAGCAUGAUCAAGGAGUGUGGCUGUGCCUACAUCUUCUACCCACGGCCCGACGGCGUAGAGUUCUGUGAUUACAGGAAGCAUAAUUCCUGGGGUUACUGCUACUAUAAGCUCCAGGAUGCCUUUUCCUCAGACCGUCUGGGCUGUUUCACCAAGUGCCGGAAGCCAUGCAGUGUGACCAUCUACAAGCUCUCUGCCAGUUACUCACAAUGGCCCUCCGUGACAUCCCAGGACUGGGUCUUCCAGAUGCUGUCCCGACAGAACAACUACACCAUCAAGAACAAACGGGAUGGAGUUGCCAAACUCAACAUCUUCUUCAAGGAGCUGAACUACAAAUCUAAUUCUGAGUCUCCCUCAGUCACGAUGGUCACCCUCCUGUCCAACCUGGGCAGCCAGUGGAGCCUGUGGUUCGGCUCCUCCGUGCUGUCCGUGGUGGAGAUGGCCGAGCUCAUCUUUGAUCUCCUGGUUAUCACCUUCCUCAUGCUGCUCCGGAGGUUCCGAAGUCGAUACUGGUCCCCAGGCCGAGGGGGCAGGGGCACCCAGGAGGUGGCCUCCACUCCAGCCGCCUCCCUCCCCUCCAGUUUCUGCCCCCACCCGGCUUCCUCCUCCUCAUCCCCGCCGGACCCUGCCAUCUCCCCGGCCUUGUCAGCCCCUCCACCUGCCUACGCUACCCUGGGUCCCCACCCGGCUCCAUCAGGCUUGGCAGAGGCCAGCGCCUCUGCCCACGCUCCGGUAGAGCCCUGA